Asparagus officinalis (garden asparagus) is the source of this 1137-nucleotide messenger RNA. RefSeq names its product UMP-CMP kinase 4-like. Gene Ontology annotation, molecular function: ATP binding; UMP kinase activity. Gene Ontology annotation, biological process: CDP biosynthetic process; UDP biosynthetic process; 'de novo' pyrimidine nucleobase biosynthetic process. The record is from RefSeq and is a predicted model, not a curated record. Gene Ontology annotation, cellular component: nucleus; cytoplasm. Lineage: Eukaryota; Viridiplantae; Streptophyta; Magnoliopsida; Asparagales; Asparagaceae. The transcript has 12 exons. Bases 173 to 925 code for a protein of 250 amino acids.
CCGCGUGAUUCCCUUCUGCGUCUCCUGUUCUUACCCCCCGCUGACACGCGUAGAAGAAGAGAGAGAAAGAUUAAUAUUUUAUUUAUUUAUUUAUUUCUCAGAUCUUCUCUUCCCUUUGAUUUCUGUUCUUGAAGUUACAGAUCUGGCGAGAUACGAAACCUAAGCAGCUUCUAUGGCCACCAAAGAAGCAGCUUCGACUGAUGUCGUCGAUGGGAUGAAGGAUCUUACUGGGAGUUUUCCAGGGGACAAGAAAAUUACAGUGGUCUUUGUCUUAGGUGGGCCUGGCAGCGGAAAGGGAACACAGUGUGCCAAUAUUGUUCAACACUUUGGAUUCACCCAUCUCAGUGCUGGUGAUCUUCUGCGUGCAGAAAUCAAGUCUGGCUCUGAAAAUGGAACUAUGAUCCAGAAUAUGAUAAAAGAGGGGAAGAUUGUUCCUUCUGAGGUCACAAUCAAACUUUUACAGCGGGCUAUGCUAGAAAGCGGGAAUGACAAAUUUCUUGUUGAUGGAUUUCCUCGGAAUGAAGAAAAUCGUGCUGCAUUUGAAAGUGUUACGAACAUUGAGCCUGAAUUUGUAUUAUUCUUUGAUUGCUCAGAGGAAGAGAUGGAGCGACGUCUUUUAAAUCGAAACCAGGGAAGAGACGAUGAUAAUAUUGAUACCAUAAGAAAGAGGUUUAACGUUUUUCUGGAAUCCAGUUUACCUGUAAUUGAGUAUUACAAUUCAAAGGGAAAGGUCCGGAAGAUUGAUGCAGCAAAGCCGAUUGACGAGAUCUUUGAAGUCGUAAAGGGCAUUUUUGCCCCAUAUAGCACUGCAAGCACCUUCAGCAAUUCAAAAAUCAUUACAAUAAUGGGGAUUGGGCCUUUGAUAUGCCUCAUAAAGCGGCUAAUUAGCACUCUGAGGAGGAUAAGUCAAUAUAUUAUUUUCUAAGGCACUUAUUUGGAGCUUAGCCAGCUUGUGUUUCUGAUAUAGAUCGGCGUAUUAUUGUUGUUAUACAUUGAUAUUGAUAUAUCUGUAAUAGAAGAAAGGAGCAUGUACACCUUUAACUAUUCUAAGAUAUUGAAAAUAUUGAUAUUGUAUUGACUUUUAUAGACUGAUGAUUUGUUAUUCUUUAUGGAAAGAGAUUGUUAUUGCCCUGAUAA